Planococcus citri (citrus mealybug) is the source of this 2099-nucleotide messenger RNA. Its product is annotated as E3 ubiquitin-protein ligase TRAIP-like. Gene Ontology annotation, cellular component: nucleus; site of DNA damage. NCBI's taxonomy places the organism in Eukaryota, Metazoa, Arthropoda, Insecta, Hemiptera, Pseudococcidae. The record is from RefSeq and is a predicted model, not a curated record. Gene Ontology annotation, biological process: protein ubiquitination; replication fork processing. Bases 332 to 1483 code for a protein of 383 amino acids. The transcript is spliced from 9 exons. Gene Ontology annotation, molecular function: ubiquitin protein ligase activity.
UGUGAUAAAAACCGGAAUACCGAGUAGUCGAUGAAUCCGUUUAAAUUUGUAUCGUCAGCUGUCUAUAAUAAUGUUAUCAUUUUCAUCAUUCAGAACCGAUGAGUAAUGUCUACAAUGUUUACAUUAUAAUCUUUCACGUUCGAUGCGUCUCGUUCUACGUAAUAGUUUCACAUGUGCAUAAUAAUUAUUUAAUUUGUUAAUAGAUUUUACUUAUUAGUUGUUUGUUAAUUUUUCAUCCAAUUUUAUUGUUGAUCUUCUUCGUUUCUCAAUACUUGGGAUAGUGCUGAAGAUUUAUUCUCAAGAGAGUGUUGAAUUGAAUUGUCUUCCGAAAAUGAAUGUACUCAUAUCUUGCACUAUUUGUCAAGAGGACUUAUUUACUGGCGAGGAUGACGAAUCAAUCAGCUCCACAAAUUGCGGUCACGUCUACCACUCCCACUGUCUUCUCCAAUGGAUGGAAAGAUCAAAAACAUGCCCUUACUGCCGGACCGUUCUGGAGAAUGAUGGUGUAUUCAAGUUGAAUUUACUCCUUGAAAAAACACCUGCGGUUCCGAGUACAGUAAAAUUUGAAGAGUUCGGGAAUCGUGUGAAACUUUUAUGUAAAAAUGUCAAAUCGGAUUUAAAAAGAGCAGUGGAAAGACGUGUAACAAAAUGUAACGAGUUGAGGAUUAGCAUAAACGAAUUGGAAAAGUUCGUACUGCAGUACAUUGGCGAUACCGAAUCUGAUGUGAGCAAAGAAUUGUCGGAAACUAUUAACGAAAUAUUAAAAACCAUGGAAAGUGUUUAUGAACGUGCAGAAUUGGCCAGUGAACGAUUGAGGACUAAAAACAAGGAACUAGAGAAUCGAGUGCAAUGUCUCCUGCGCAGCGAAUCCAGUUUGAAAAAUGAAGUAGCCGCGAAAAAUAAGAAAUUGCAAAAAAAGAAAGAAGACAUUGAAACGGCGAAUUUGAUGAACGAGAAAUUGAAGGAAAAAAAUGAAGAAUUGGAGAGUGGUAUUAAAGAACACUUGGACACAACAGAUUAUUUGAACGACAUGUUGGAGAGAGAAACUGAUAGAUGGGAGAUGGCGAGGGAAGAAUUGGCCGAAGCGAACUUGGCGAGUGAAAAAUUGAUGGAAAAGAAUGAAGAAUUGAAGCUUAGUAUUGAACAACACUUGAAAGUUGAAGCUGAUUUAAAAAAGAAGUUGAACACAGAAACUGCAGCAUUAAAGAACGUGACGGAAAAUCUUAGAAAAGCGAACUUGGCCAAUAAAGAAUUGAAAGCAGAAAAACAGGAGUACGAAGUUGAUAAUUUGAAAUCCAAGGAUAAAAUUGAAAAAUUAGCUAAAUAUUUACGGGAGCAAAAAAAGAGUAUUUCAUUGGAAUUGGAAAAAAUUAGUGAAAAUCGUGAAAAAUUGGAAAGAACAGUGCGACCAAAAAAAAAAGAAACCGAAAACCAAGCUACCUAUACUCGUAUAGAGGAGAAACGAUGCAAUGCUGGAAAUUGAAGAAUUGAAGUGAGAUUGAAAAACUUUAUAUUAUACGAAUAUAAUAUGGAUCCGUGUUAGCCUUUGAAUAAUACGAGUGUUUGAUAUUUCGUUUUUAAAUAUUUUUUUCGGGUUCGAUCGAACGAUUUGGCAAAUCUACUUACUGAAUUGAAAAAUAAACUUGAGUAGGUACUGAACUGAGUAAUGGAUGAAUAGCGUUCUCUGUCAAAGAAUUCGAGGAAAGGAUUGAAUUAAUGGUAUUUUUUAAAAUUUACAUUUAAAUGUCUUUUCGUUUUCAUUGAGUAUACUUCAAGUUACUUUUUGAUUUUAUAAAAUUUUACAACAUGUGAUACCUAUCAUCUUUUCAGUACCUUUCGUGAAUUUUUGUAAUCGUUGAUUUUGUAGAACCAGAGAAAUGCCUAUCUUUGUUAAUUUAUAUGUAUUUGUAAGAUGCACGCGAACAUUAAAAAUAUUUUUUUAGUUCUGUAUCCAUGUUCUCGUACCUAUUCAAAUUGUGAUUACCUAUCUAUUCUUUAGUGUAGCUAUUAUUAUUUUCUAUGAUAUAUUUUUCAGAAUUUACGAAUUUAUAAUCAUUAAUAUAGGCUAUUUAUUGUGUUGAAGAUUACCUACUUCUAAU